ACACAAGGUCGCUCGGCAAGCCCACCUUUGUUUAGCGUUGCUUUAAUGUCGUCUUGACAAUUAACUAGUUGCGAUUAACUCAAUCUAGUCUAAUGUCGCUCUCUUACGAUUUCCAGAUCCUACGAUCAAGUCUCGGAGAAAGUGGCUACGUAUACAAGUGUAAACCGCUCCAGAACAUAAUUAUUAGUCAAAAUAGAGGACAAGAAAGCUUUUCCAAUGCCCAACCACUAUGCCAACACUACGACGUCGUUGUAAGCGAUAGAUGUUUGACAGCACCCACUCACGAAGAUCGGCAGCAGUAUCAAGCUCUUGUCAACAAUAUCGGUGACUCGGCAGUUCACGGCCCUUAUAGCUUCAAGACCGAUCGAGUAACCAUCGAUCCAUGUGCAUUGCCCACGGAGUUCGUCGCUGACGAGGAACGACGCGAUAGCCUCGUGGACGAGCUUAUUACAACUGAGGAGAACUAUGUCUCAAAUAUGACUGCCUUUUGUGAUAUUAUAGUCAAACCCCUGCGUCUCCGUGCAAAGAAUAGUAAGAACCUGAUCAUAGGACUUUAUCAAUGCAACACUAUUUUCAACAACGUGGAGCAGAUUCUGGAAGUCAACAAAAGUUUUCUGAGCGAGUUGCUGAUCUGGAGAUCCACACGAGAAGCAGUGUUUGGAGAUAUUUGUGCAAAGUACUUGUAUCACAUGGAAUGCUAUACCAAAUUCUUGCAAGGUGUUGACGCCGCCCAAGAAAUUAACGCUCAGGAACACAAAACCAACUACAACUACAGACUCUUCCUUCAAUCUGCCACCCAAAACACCCGUCUUGGCGGUCAUACUCUCUAUAGCAUGCUUGCUCAGCCCGGCCAACGCAUAACCAGAUACACCAUGUUGUUGACCAAGAUACUCAAACACACCGACCCAUCCGAUAAAAACCAUGCAUCAUUGAUUGCUGCUUUGAAAAAGGCUGACGAGAUCGCAACUCUGGCAGAUGACUCUCCAACGAAACUUGCCAAAGUUUUUUUCAAUAUGCAUCGCUCCAUAUUGAAUUGCCCCCCUACAUUGAUCAGCCAAAGUCGAACAUUGGUAUCUCAUCUGGAUGCAGUUGAACUGGACCCCGCAACGUUACGACCCCAGCGACCUGUUACGAUCUUCCUGCUUACCGACAAGCUGAUGAUCGUUCGACGUCCUGCAUACGCAGUCCGAGGCUUGGAUCUAUGUGGGCUCGGAAACGAAUCUCCUGCAUUCGAAUCGGUGUUGUUAAAGAAAUUGGAAAAGAAUACGCUCAAAUCGGAAAAACAGCUCAAAUUUAAAGACUGGAUCAAUCUUGGAGAUGUCGAAAUACUCCAAGGCAAUCAAGGUAAUUGUCUAUAGAUACCAACAUCAUCUGGUUUUUUUCUUCUAAGUUGAGCAUCACAGAUAUCUUGUCUUCGUUCGCAAUCCGAGUACGCCGAAAAGAGUU
Umbelopsis ramanniana AG is the source of this 1446-nucleotide messenger RNA. RefSeq lists its product as uncharacterized. NCBI's taxonomy places the organism in Eukaryota, Fungi, Mucoromycota, Umbelopsidomycetes, Umbelopsidales, Umbelopsidaceae. The record is from RefSeq and is a predicted model, not a curated record. The coding region runs from base 93 to 1358 and encodes 421 amino acids. Gene Ontology annotation, molecular function: guanyl-nucleotide exchange factor activity. The transcript has 5 exons.